UGAGUCAGUCAGUCAGCCGUCGGACAGCGUCGAGGUUAGGUGCGUCGCGGUGUGCGGACGUUCCUUCUGGUGCACUCCGCGUGUCUCUCUCUUCGUCCGUAUCUUCGUUUUCUCCGGCGUGCGCGAUCUUGCGUUAUGCCCACUGCGAUCAUCGUCGCGAGAACGAGCCAGCGAUCGCCGAUGCGAUAAUAACAAACCGCGGUCGCGGUCCGUAUCGACGAGGAUGUCCUAAUAAAUCUUCGGGACACAUGCUCGAUCUUCCGAAAAGCAUCGUUCAAACGACGACGACGACGACGACGAAGAAGAAGACGCCAGACACUUCCUCGGGACUCUCCCUCUCGUCGUAGCGACUGCGACUGCCGUGAUGUUGCCGCGCGACCUGGUGACUGUCGCGACGGUGGUGACGAGCCUCGCCGUCGUCGUCGUCGUCGUCGACGGCGCGCCGCUCGCGAAUCUGGACCCGGAGGAUUACGAGGUGCUCGCCGAUGACGAGACGAAAUCCGCCGAUAACGAUUCGUCGAAUGUGAGAGAGGUCAGAUGCUACUGCAAUCAACCAGAUUGCGUACCUCAGGCAUAUAUGUGCCGCGGUAAGGUCUGCUUUACGGAACUACCGUCGAGCGCAAACACACUUCUAAGGAUGGAGCAGAGCACUCGUAGCGGUUGCUUGAACGAGGGCCUCAAGAAUCGCCAGUGUCCCGCGGGAUAUCUCUGUUGCAACCAAGAGGACCUCUGUAACCACGUGGACAGUCCUGCGAUGAAGAACAGGCUCAACAAGUCUCUGCAAGUGUUGGUGGGCGAUCAACGAGCGUACUUAGGCCCCAUGCAGCCCAACAGUCACGGGAGUCAAGGGACGACGGACAGCUGGUUCAGGACGACGACGAUCGUCGUGUCCGUCGGCGGUGUGGUGGUUCUGCUGAUACUCGCCAGCCUAGCCGUGAGAUUGCUGCAGCCUGUGCCAGCUCCGAUCCGCGCGAGCGGCAAGCUCGUGCCGCACCGGACGUCCGUGAACGGGCCGCCCUUACUCGGACCACCGAAAGUGCCUCUGGUUUAAGAAGGAAGUUCCGCGAUCCAAAGACAAAGUUUCUCGACACAAAGUGUUCUAAGUAGUAGUUUAAUUAGCGGAGCCGCGAUUGCGCUGGCUUUGGUGUAUGACUUCACUUAGCCUUGAACUUGGUAGAGUGUAAGGAUCUCUUUGUGUACAUAGUCCUUCGAUUCGACCACGUUUCGUUGAUUUUUUACGAUACAUUUCACGCGUGAGUGCGCGAAGCUUCGCGCGGAACCGCCGGAGUCAUAUACCGAAGUCCAGCCACGAGAGGCUGUUUAGAAAGCUAGCGGGCCGUCGAAGGCUCUACUCGGCUGUGAAUUUUACGAGAAAGAAAAGAAAAAUAAAAAAAGAAACGAGCAACUACUGUAAAUUAUAUUUGCGCGACGAUAGCGACGUAUUACUUGUUGCAUUUCUUCGAAACAACGUGUCGAUGCGGCGGCGCGUCGCGAGAGCUCGAAGAGUGAGAGAAUGGUCCACAGGAGGUCCGCUUUCGGGUCCUUCGAAUACACGACGUCACCACGACGUGUAGCGAGCGCACGUCCUGUGUCGUUGUAUGAUUCUGUAAAUAGUUGUAUCUACGUAUUUUUCUUUUUUCUUUUUAUCGUGUCGAACGAUACAUCAAUUUCGCAACGUCAUCACGAUCGGUGACAUUACAUCGCGAGAGACCGAUGUUCCCUAAGAAUAUCGUCGCAUAAACUUUCCGCUAUGAAUGACAGCCUUGAAGAAUAAGAGAACGGGAAAGCUACAUCUCGGAAAGAUGAAUGCUAGACAUUGCUAGACAUUGCGAGGGAAAAGAAAUUCGGGAGUACACACGUAUAUACCGUACACGUAGUAUACCGCGGCGGUCGUCGUCGCGACUUCAAGAUAUGGCCGUGACAUUUGUAAAGGCGUUACUUUGUACACGUAUUUGUAAGCGUAUUCCAUAUAAACACUAUUUGUGAUAGUACGACAUAAUAACGAAUAAAUAUAAAUAUAUAUAUAUAUAUAUAUAUAUAUCUAGGACGUUUACCUCUAUAAUAUAUAGACUCCGUUUUACACGUGUCACUUGUGUAAGGAAUGAACGAGAAUGAGCAAAGUAAAAGUGUAUUUUAAGCGCC
Molecule: messenger RNA, 2142 nt
Organism: Harpegnathos saltator (Jerdon's jumping ant)
Lineage: Eukaryota; Metazoa; Arthropoda; Insecta; Hymenoptera; Formicidae
Product: BMP and activin membrane-bound inhibitor homolog
Exons: 3
Coding region: 365-1051 (228 amino acids)
Source: RefSeq, a predicted model, not a curated record